AAACUAUAAAGACAAGAAUUGGUGAAGUGGUUUACUUUCCAAAUGUGAAAAAUAAUCUAGCCAAGUAAUUAGUGAUUUUUUUAAAUGCAAUCCAUUUAUAAUACCAGUAUUGUUCAUACACUAUGUACAAUGUACAAUAUACGCGCCUCCGCCUAGACGUGCACGUGGACGACAAAAAUAACUUUGGCGUUCAUAGAAAGCUUACGGCACUAAAGAACAAAAUGCAUUACUACGAUCCAAUGCUUGCAUACCGGUGAGCUUAACUGAAAAUUGUAAAAAAGCUUAUAGGCAAACAUAAGGGAAACCGGGACGUUUUCUAGUAAUUCCUGUAGACUAAAGUGAUACGACGAAGUAUGACGUAGAUCAAUCACGAUUAAUUAGAAUGGCAGUAUUACGGGUGUGUUUAGGAAUACUACUUCUGACGAGUAUGCUAAAUGCAAUCGAAUCCUCCCACAACCGAGUUUCAGGAUGGAAAACUAAACGCGCGGCUCAUUAUGAUCCAUGGACGCCUCCGAACAUCAUGGUGCGAACAACCCCAAAUCGAAAACCAUCGUCCAUGCUUUGGCAGCCCAAUCAGGUACAAAUACAGGGGCCUUACUACAUUCCCAUAUGGAGAUCUCCAGAGAAGCCGACUAUCUAUUCUCCAUCUCAGGCCCUCUAUUUAAACCCCGGUCUUAUCAUUAAUAACAAGUACCUGCCGACAGCUGGGAAAAACACUAUCGUACCCAUACCCACCGAUUACAAAUUGGUAGAAGAUAGACCAAUUUGGGGUACGGUCGACGAGCCCGCAACUCCCGUAACGGUGAAACCCACAAGAAAAUCGAGGUUUCAGAUAACCCAUCGGCCCUUAGUAAAACCGACCGACAGCAAAACCACGAACAACGCGAUUACGGUGGUUGAAAACCAGCCUCCUGCACCUUCAAUCGGGAGUCAACCCAGCCGAUGUGUCUGGGCCAUCAUAUCCUGUUGUUCGGCAUCAUCCAAUACAGUCAGCUACGAUUGUUUCGAACAGUUAGGGUGUAAUGGGCCGUUCUGGGACAACAGCCCUUGUGACGGUGGGUUCGCACGCCCAGCUAUCUCGACUGCUAUGAACUAUUAUCAAACAAGAUAAACAGUAAUGUUUAUUUAUAGGCGGCUACAUGUUCCUUCCAGAGAACUAUCUGUAAUUAUAGUAAUUUAUAACUAAUCAUUUAAUUUGAAGAUGUCCAGUGAUAAUAUCAUUAAUUUUAAAUCGUUCGGCUCUUUAUGUGAAUGACGUAAAGAUCCUCUCCUUGUUUAAUAAAACUUAUUUUAUUUCAUA
Molecule: messenger RNA, 1300 nt
Organism: Photinus pyralis (common eastern firefly)
Lineage: Eukaryota; Metazoa; Arthropoda; Insecta; Coleoptera; Lampyridae
Exons: 2
Coding region: 383-1111 (242 amino acids)
Source: RefSeq, a predicted model, not a curated record